AAUACCAUCAUGCUGCUCCACAUCUUUGGGGCCUUCUUUGGACUGAUGUUAUCAUGGGUCCUGUACAGACAGGGAUCCGAGCAACAGCAUGAGAAAGAGAAAAUUGACCGCAAGACCGGUCUGUUCUCUGUAAUGGGGACUCUGUUCCUGUGGAUGUUCUGGCCCAGUUUUAACUCUGUGCUGGUAGAGGUUGAUCAUCUUGACAGGGGGAGGAACCUGAGAGCUGUCUACAGCACCUACCUGGCCCUGGCAGUCAGUGCCGUCACAGCUGCUGGUUUCUCUGUCCUCACUAGUCCCCAAGGGAAACUCAACCUGUUUCAUAUUCAGAGAUGUACUUUUGCUGGUGGUGUUGCUAUUGGGGUUGCUAUGUCAGCUGUUCAUUUGCCGUGGGUAGCUAUGGCGAUUGGAUUUGCUGCUGCACUGAUAUCAACCUUGGGAUCCCGAUACAUUAAGCCCCUCAUGCUGUUUGCGUUUGAGUGUCAUGACACCUGCGGAGUCCUUAGUGUCCAUGGUCUGCCUGGAAUCCUGGGGUGGAUGGUUCAACUUCUCCUACAGAUUGCUGAMUCUGAUGAUCUCACAACGGCCGUCCGAUUUGCUGUGUUCCACAUUUGCACGCUCCUCAUCACCCUGAGCCUGAGCAUGAUUCUGGGACUCAUCACAGGUUUUCUUCUGAAAUGUGAUUUCUGGAGGCCACCCCAGAACAAGAAAUGCUUUGAUGACCAGGCCUUCUGGGAGUUUCCCCACCUAGCAGGGAAAAGGUGAGAGGUUGGAAAAGAAAAAAGGAACAAGUGUUGAGUGUCAGGAGAGCAAUGAACCAAUGCAUCAUUUCAACCAUACAAUAUUCCCAUGCAUCUUCAGCUUAUUACAUUUUUCAAAAUGUGUAGUAUGUGAAAACUGCACUGGAAUAUGUGAUUGUGAUUAUUUUGUGUUAGUCAAACUUUAAAUAUUAGCCAAGAGAAGAGAGAAACUGGCCUGUGAGAGCUGCGAAUAAAGACUUGUCAUCUCG
Messenger RNA from Salvelinus sp. IW2-2015, 1006 nucleotides. RefSeq names its product ammonium transporter Rh type A. Gene Ontology annotation, biological process: ammonium transmembrane transport; ammonium homeostasis. Lineage: Eukaryota; Metazoa; Chordata; Actinopteri; Salmoniformes; Salmonidae. Gene Ontology annotation, cellular component: plasma membrane. The record is from RefSeq and is a predicted model, not a curated record. Gene Ontology annotation, molecular function: ammonium channel activity.